Molecule: messenger RNA, 1375 nt
Organism: Linum trigynum
Lineage: Eukaryota; Viridiplantae; Streptophyta; Magnoliopsida; Malpighiales; Linaceae
Source: the annotation of a GenBank genome assembly
ACACUUUUCUCACUCUCCCGCCACCAUAAGCAGAAUGAUCCUCAGACCUCUCUUCAACCAACACCACCGCCGUGUCUUCUCCUCCCUCCAUCGUCUCCUCACCAACGAAUCAAUAGUCCAACAACACCAACCUCCGCCGCCGUCGCUGCAACCAACGCCAGUUAACUCAGAUCACCUAAUUCGAGUCUGCACGAUCCUCUUUCAACAACAAACCUUUCCAGACUCCAAGCUCCAAUCCAAGCUCUCUACCUGCGACUUCCAGCUUACCCACGAGUUCUUCCUCCAAGUGUGCAACAGAUUCCCUUUCUCCUGGCGUCCAGUCCACCGCUUCUUUCAGUACAUUCAGCAAACACCUUCCCUACAUAACAAUUUCGCCCACACCUCCGUCUCCUUCAAUAAGAUGCUCGAUGUCUACGGCAAGGCAAGAAACAUGGAUCUGCUCUGGGAAACGGCUCAGCAGGCAGGCCAAUUGGGCUUGCGGAGGUUGAACAAGGUCGUGGAGGCUCUGUGUCGGGAUGGGCUCAUGGAGGAGGCCAAGUACGUGACUUUGAAGAUUAAGGACACCAUUCCCCCAGAUGGGUUCACUUACGGGUGCCUGAUUAAAGGAUUCUGCGACAUCGGCGACAUGAUUGAAGCGUCAAAGGUCUGGAAUUUAAUGGUGGAGGAUGGGUUCGAUCCGGAGAUCCAAGUGUUCGAGAAAAUGAUCGAGAUGUUCUUCAAAAAGAACGAGGACACUGAAGCCGUGAAAGUGUUCCAAACCCUACGAGUUAAUAGGAUGGAAGAACUAGGACUCUCAACUUACAACCUCGUCAUUUCAUGGUUCUGCAAGAAGGGCAAGCUCAGCCAAGCACAACAACUGUUCGACGAAAUGCGGCAGAGAGGAAUUCAACCCGAUUGCGCAACAUUGGGAUCCCUUCUCUUCGGGAUGUCAUCAAGAGGCCGAGUGAACGAGGCCCAGAGAGUGUUGCAACAGAUCGAGAAACCGGACAUAGCCAUCUACCACGGACUGAUCAAAGGGCUGCUGAGCUCGAAAAGACCCAGAGAUGCAACAGAAGUCUUCAGGGAGAUGAUAAACAGAGGCUGCGAGCCCAUAAUGCAUACAUAUGCUGGGAAGUCGCUGGAAGCUACCAAGUAUGUUGAGAGGAUACUGAAUGGCGGGAUGGAAGUUCCGAGGUUUGAUUACAACAAGUUUCUCCACUACUUCUCCAACGAGGAAGGAGUUGUUUUGUUCUUGGAGACGGCGAAGAAGUUGAGGGACGUUGGAUUGGUUGAUUUGGCUAAUGUGCUUGGGAGGUAUGGGGAGAAAAUGGCCACUAGAGAUAGGCGAAGGAACAAAGAGGGUUAACUUGUUCUAAAACAAAGAGUUCACUUUUGU